Colletotrichum karsti is the source of this 1104-nucleotide messenger RNA. RefSeq lists its product as uncharacterized. The transcript has a single exon. The record is from RefSeq and is a predicted model, not a curated record. Lineage: Eukaryota; Fungi; Ascomycota; Sordariomycetes; Glomerellales; Glomerellaceae. The coding region runs from base 1 to 1104 and encodes 367 amino acids.
AUGGGCUUCGCCAGAACACUCUUCAGGUUCCGACCAGACCUUGCUCAGCACGUUAGGUCCAUCCAUCUCGGAGAAGGCUACGAGCCCCAUAUCGAGUCGGCCGACGACAUUGCACUAUUCAAGGAAGCUGAAGGACAACUUGAACGUUUCCAAAAUUCGGAGAGCGAGGAGGCAGGGGACGAAAAUGACGAGGACCAAAGAACGCCUACCUACUUAAGCCUAGUUGUUGGCAAGUGCACCAACCUCGAAGCCCUGUGCAUCUCAGUCACCUGGUUCGAAGAGACCAAUCCUGUGCCUUUCUCUCCUCCUUAUUCGCUGCCGAGGUUGACAACUCUGUCUCUCACACAUUGGGACACUGAAAAUGGCUUCGGACUUGGCGAUGCCAAAGAUAUCUUCAUCGCCGCUCCAAACAUUACGUCAUUGUAUGCUUGUGCCUUGGUCGAAGUCGAGCCCGACUUAUGGCUCCCAAACGUGACAGAGGUCGAUCUCGUCAACAGCGUUCUACAGGCCGAUUGUUUCGCACUGCUCUUGGAACAACUGCCUAACCUUGAGAAACUGUGUUAUUCAGUUGGCGACGCUUGCGUUUCAUACGACACCCCGGCCUUCCCGCGGGAAAUACAAGAGGCAAUCCUGAGCUACACCCCGAAGUUGAAGUUUCUUCAGCUUUACAUGACCGACACAACCCAAUUCGAAGAUCUCGGGGAUGACGACAUGUUGGCAUCAUUAAAGGAUUUGGGGAGUUUGGAGGUACUCCGGCUGGACGCGGCAUGUAUCAUCGCCCAGCGCAGCGCGCCGCCUCGGACUUACGUCACUCAGCCCAACGGUCGGGUAGUGGAACAGAUGCCGGACAGUGUGGAAGCCUUGUCGGCAGAGCUUUUUGUCCAAAUGCUGCCUGCCUCAAUUCAAGAGCUUGAGAUCGGAUCUUCAAUAACGGACGUCAAGCUGUUUCUACCAGCGUUCUUGCGGCUGAGUCAGGUGUGCCGGACGGAGUUCCCGCAGCUAAGAUACGUCAAGCUUUUGUGUCUGGAUAGGAGCGUUGGAAGAGAGCUGGAGGAGCCGUUCGAAGCUAAUGGGGUCAAAUUCGAAACCAAGAGUACCUACUGA